AGCCGUGAUGGAUAGCUAGUGUUCCCAACCAUGUUUGAACCCGCGCUGGCAAGGGAUUUCCCGCAGUGUGCUGGCGGUGCGGCUGUGUCUGGGAAGACGGGUUAUUCUGUGGUAGGGCGAGGAGAACAUGACUUCCACGCACAGCUUCCAGGGGUUGGAUUCCGAAUCCAAGCCGAGCUCAAGAGUAUUAAAACCCCCUGGAGGUGGUUCAAGCUGUAUUUUCAGUGGUUCAGAUGAAACCCCCGCUCCCAGCAGGUCGCACAAGAUGGCUUCCAAUAUAUUUGGUUCACAGGCCGAGCCUGAGAAUAUGUCGAAGAGAUCCAAUCCUCCAGGUGGAAAACCCAGUGGUAUAUUCCAGGAACCAGACCCUGUGCAAGCGGCGUCUCGAGUAAACCCGCCAGGGGGAAAGGGCAGUAAUAUCUUUGGGGAAGCAAAACUUACAACAAGCCCUAAAGCCCAUCCCAACAAACCCAAGGAUAACAUCAAUAUAUUUGAAACUGACGCUUCAAAGGGCAGCACCCCAGUAAAAGCUGCGCCCUCACCUGCAAAACCUCAGGAACAGAAGAUACCUGUUGCCAAGGAAGAGAAAGUCGUGGUUCCCGACCCAGCUCUGGCUGCUCAUGAGCCCCACUUAGGCCCUCGACCGCGGUCUCAUAACAGAGUGCUGAAUCCCCCCGGGGGCAAGUCCAGUGUCACCUUUUAUUAACAUCUCUAUUCAUUGUAGCUUAAAGACAUUCUCUUUUAGCACGAGUAGAUGACAGACAGGCCUGCUACAUGUUAUUUGCAGGCCUCUUUCUCAUCUAUGGAGAUUAUCGCUGCAUUAUCACUUGGCGCUAAAUUAAACUCUGUUGAGUAAAAACAAAACAUUACAAUGCAGUUUAUAUUGGAAGUAAAACUGGAUUCUUUCUGAACUUUCAUUUUCCUCCUGUACAAACUUAAUCAUAGGGUUAAAAAUAAUGUUCUCAGUCUAUGGUUGUUUUCAUGUUGCUUUUUGAGUAUGGUUAUAAUGCCAGUCCUAGUAGCAGUGUGUGUGUGUAGGGACACUGAGAUACUUCCUAGUGCUCCUUACAAUUUAUAUAAAUAAAUAGAGAGGGAUAUAUGAAUCUAUACACUUAUAUAGCUUAGACUUUGAGCCAAGGUGAAAAUGUCGGGGGAAUUAUUCCUAAAUAAUUGAUUAUUAUGCCCAAAUAAAACAGGGCGUUUUUCCUGUUUCCCAGGGCAACCAUAAGGGGGUACAGAAGUGUAGGGGACCCCCAUCAUUGCCAAAUCCUGGAAACCAAUGUUUUUGUGCUGUUACAUGAUGCCCCAAAUGUUAUAUUGUACAGAGCCUGAGAGGAAAAUUGGGUUCUGGUUAAUGCCCUGUACCUUUCCAGUUAAAUUAUCUUAUCAGCCAUAAAACGCAGGCCUGUGGGAUGGAUACCCAGCCUGAUGUCCCCUUGCAAUCUAAUUUUUCAUAGUGAUUAAGACUGGAUUCUUUCCCAUCAAAAGCCUUAGUUUUCCUUGCAGUUGCAUAGCCUAAGAAGUGCUUUUAUUUUACUUUAAAUGGCCCCUAAUGAAUGUACAGAAGUGUGUCUUUUGGGGGGGGGGGGGAUUGGGGUCACAGCCUUUGCUUGGCUAAACAAACUGGAAUGUAACAGUUUAAAUAUGGGGGAAGGGGUGUUUCCUGUUGAAAUAUAAACCCUUGCAGGCUUGCCGCAGUAAGAGACAUUAUGUCCCAGAUGGAACCAAAAGCCCAGUAGCGCUCAUUGCAUUGGUGCCGGAGAUUAGAUUGUGUCAGUCUGUUGUGAGCAGUACAUACAGUCUGGGUUCAGGCUUCAUACUGUUGCUCUUUCACUUGUUUGGGUUUCUUAGUAUGUUUGUUGAGAUAAUUGGACCUUUUUUUGUAUGAUGAUGAUAAUGCAUGGCUGAAAUUUUCAGCUUGAUAUAGAGAAGCAUUUAGCUUAGCCUUUAUAGAAUCUAUGGAACACUAUGGGAUAAGGAACAGUGCUGUAUGCUUAGGCCAGGUGUUUAUGCUUAAUGGCCAACUGCAUCGCUGCUGUAUGCGGAAUAGUCUGUUAGAUAAUGUCCUAUUCGCCUUUGGGUAUAACGAUAUACAAUAGGGUGAGACUAGGAUGGUCAUUCUCUAAGACAGUGAUCCCCAACCAGUGGCUCAGGGGCAACAUGUUGCUCACCAACCCCUUGGAUGUUGCUCUCAGUGCCCCCAAACCAGGUAGUUAUUUUUUAAUUCCUGACUUGGGGGCAGGUUUUGGUUGAAUAAAAACAAGAUUUACUAUUAAAUAAAGCCCCUGUAAGCUGAUAGUGUGCAUAGAGGUUGCCUAAUAGCCAAUCUUAGCCCUUUUUGGCUCCUCCGUGUACUUUUAUGAUGCUUGUGUUGCUCUCCAAGUCUUUUUACAUUUGUCUGUGGCUCAUGAGUAAGAAAGGUUGGGGAUCCCUGCUCUAAGAUGUUCAUUCACUUUGUGUAUAGUCUUGUAAUUUGAUACUGGUUACAUAUUAAAUGGGUCAAACAUAUGUUACUUUAAGUAUUUAAGCCAUUUAUCCAUGGAAUUGUUUCAUUUUAGGGGACUUCCUGUACCUAUAUUAAAUUUUGAUUAUAAAUCCAGUUUUAUCCAAGAAUGCAACCUCUCCAUCUGUAGUGCCAUAACUUUUACUGCAUGGUAAGCUACUCUGAGGGUAAUGGCAAACAAUGGGUGCAUACCGGGACUGGAAUUCCAAAUAGGCCCUGGCAUUUCAAGUACAGAGAGGCCCAAACAGCCCCCCACCAGCCCAAUAAAUAGUGACUGACUAUGGCAUCUUACAGCAGCCCCCCACAGAACCCACAGAUUGCCAGUUCAGCACUGAAUGUGUGAUUUUCAAGCAUAUCGAAAUUGCCCCCAUCCAAAGUCAAUGGAGAAUGGUUGUGCCUGGGAAUAGAAAGGACCCAGUGGUUGCCAGCUAUUCCCCUUGAGCUUGCAUGGGGGGUGAUUCUGACCAUUUUCUCUCCCCCAGUCUGCCAUUAGCCCAAGAGUUUUUACUUUUUUUAUACUGUCAAUAUUUGAACCAUUUCACAUAACUUUACAUACAAAGUAAUUAUUUUAUCACAUGGGUGGGGUUGGGUCAUACAGCCGGUGCAACUGUUUCCUGAUGGGAAAAAUAGGGGAAUGGAUAACUGUUGAAAUUAAGGUGCAUAACAUGGCGUAAUGAAGGAAAGCUGAUAGGGGAUGUCAGUCCCUUGUAAACUGAAUGUAAAUCUAAACUGCUGUUCUAAUAAGUUUUGUCUUUGUAUUGUUUCUCCCAACAACUUUCUCUGUUUAGCCCAUUCACUUCCAUGACACACACAUGGAGAAUCAAUGGCGCUGCACCAUGGUACUUUCAUGCUGAUGCCAUAGAUUGUAUGAUCUUCCGCACUAGAAGGGCAUUAAAGCUAAAGUACCUGUUGCUGUCACAUGAAUGUGUUUGUAGUUUAAAGGUCCUUUAUUUGGAAAGCCCAGGUGAUCCAGACCUGUACUAAAUGCAACGGACAUCUUGCUUUACCAAUCUGGUAAAUCAUUCCUGUGGUUGUAUGAUAUAACACUUUUUGUGUGGGUACAGGGUGAAUUUUAGCUGUAGUUUUUCCUACUCGGGAGGGGGUGGGGGCUAAGUAAAAACUGUAGAGGCUGUCGCUCUGUUUUUAUUGUGCUGCAGCAGGGCAUCACAUUGUUGAACUGCUUAGUGCAUGUUAAGAGAAGGAAAGGUAGAAGCAUUUGCUAAAAUGGCAGGCAUGCUCUAGUGGCUUACUUCCUACACCAGGCUGGUGCUCCUUUCUGUCCCAGGGCACCUCCCGUGAGCACCACACAGCCAUUCUUGUUGUCAGGGGUGGCACUCACAAGUGAAAUACCCCAGGCAGGUGCAUUUACAAAAGAGGAGCUCUUGACUGGGGUGACUACAAUCACUAGAGGUGCCUGACAACUUAAUAUUCCUAGUGAUUCUACCUUUCCUUCUUUAAGUAAAUGAGGCAUUACAUUCAUUAUAAGAGCAAUGGUGUCAUGCGAAAAUGGCCUUCCUGCUCCAGAUAAACAGGAAUAGAUCCUGCUUGGUUUUUUCGCAUCGGGCUCAGAAUCCAUAUUUUCCUCACCCAUGGGGCACUUGAAAUGUGACUGACCCUGAUGCUCCACUUCCAGUCACUGGGGUGCAACCUUUGCUAACAGGAUCCCUGAGUAUUUGUUUGCAUCUUCCCUGUUUUACUUACAGAAAUCCUUUCUCAGUAUAGUGAAUAAGAACUUUUGGGACAGAAGUGAAUGGGUAAAAAGCCUGGGGGUCAGGGGGAGAUGUUACCUCUUUUAUCUGCUAUGCCAAAUACCCCCUGCGUGUGUGUUGCUGGCACACCCCCUUGGCUGCCCGGAGCCUGCAGGCAAAUAAGGUUUUUUAUAUGCACUUUCUAUGAUCAUCCAAUGUAUGUACCGGUUCCCUUCUGUGCUCCCUCGGAGGCCUUAGACCCAUGAUCAUGGCAUGCAAAGUGCAUAUAGCGAAUGUAUGGGUCACGAGUCAUCCGUGUAGCUGCAAUUCUCAUUGUCCCUCCUGCCUUUAUUAAACUGAUGCAUUUUUACUGUUAUCACACUGCACCUCUGAAUAAACAAUGUAUUUUGGUUAAUCA
Xenopus tropicalis (tropical clawed frog) is the source of this 4609-nucleotide messenger RNA. The record is from RefSeq and is a predicted model, not a curated record. NCBI's taxonomy places the organism in Eukaryota, Metazoa, Chordata, Amphibia, Anura, Pipidae.